Messenger RNA from Morus notabilis, 1319 nucleotides. Its product is annotated as NAC domain-containing protein 22. Gene Ontology annotation, molecular function: DNA binding. Gene Ontology annotation, biological process: regulation of DNA-templated transcription. The transcript is spliced from 3 exons. Bases 159 to 1049 code for a protein of 296 amino acids. NCBI's taxonomy places the organism in Eukaryota, Viridiplantae, Streptophyta, Magnoliopsida, Rosales, Moraceae. The record is from RefSeq and is a predicted model, not a curated record.
CUAUCUGUUUCCAUCCCCAUCCUUCACUUUGGUAUUUCAUUCUCUUACAAAGCGUAUCUUAUGUUUGCAUGUAAAACAAGUUCUCGUUACUUGAACCUUUAAAAGAACAAAGAGAAAGCCAAAAAGAUCAAAAGCCAACAAACUUAUUAAUCCUUUCAAUGGCAGCCAAUAACAUGGAAGAAGUGGCAUCAGACGUGCUAGAACUCCCGGGCUUUCGGUUCCAUCCGACCGAGGAAGAGCUUCUUGAUUUCUACCUCAGGAACAUGAUUUCUGGCAAGAUGAGAUUUGACAUAAUUGGUUAUCUCAAUAUCUACCACUACGACCCUUGCGACUUGCCUGGGAAGGCGAAGAUUGGGGAGAGAGAGUGGUACUUUUUUGUGCCGAGGGACAGGAAACAUGGCAGUGGUGGAAGGCCAAACCGGACGACGGAGAGAGGGUUUUGGAAGGCGACGGGUUCCGACCGUAAGAUCGUGAGCUUAUCGGAGCUAAAGAGGGUGAUUGGGUUGAGAAAGACUCUUGUGUUCUACAAGGGCAGAGCCCCCAGAGGAACUAAGACUGAUUGGGUCAUGAACGAGUACCGCUUGCCUGAUCACUGCAAACUGUCAAAGGACAUAGUCUUGUGCAAGGUGUAUAGAAAGGCAACUUCUUUGAAGGUCCUAGAGCAGAGGGUGGCAAUGGAAGAAGAGCUAAAGAACUUACAAAAUGCAUGCCCUGCCUCUCCAAUGGACACUUGUAUCUCAUUUUGCAGCCCACAAGAAGAGAAAACUCCACCACAAGUGCCAUCAGUGACCAUUCACCAAUUGGUCCCCAUGAAAAAAGAAGUUGAAGAAGUGGCAAAUAUAGAAACCAAACAUGGUGAGAGGGCAAUAUUGGGAGUCAAAGGGUCUUCCGCAUCUUUGCAAUUGCCACAAGGGUACAAGGAGAAGUUGCCAGAGAUCCAAGUCCCCAGAGAAUUGGGCCUGGAUUGGGCCGCUCAAGACAAUUGGUCAUUGUUGAACAGUCCUUGGCUUCAAAGCCUGACCCCAUUGGCCAACUUGCUGAAUUUCUAAAAUUAUUUAUGCCUAAGAUAUAGCUUCUCUUUCACAACAGGUGGUGCCAAGGAUAAAACUUAGCUGUCGUGUUGUAAAUAAUUUUUUCACCUUUUCUUUUAUGAAAAUUUGCUGUCCUAUUCCUAAUUUGCUGUGGUAAUGUCCUGCUUAGUGUUAAAGAGGAUGGCUAUUAAUUUUUGUUUUUAAUUUAAUUCCCAAGUGUUUGCUGCUCUAGUCGGAGAACAGUUUUUAGAAUAGUUUGCUUACUAGAAUAUUCUUAGAUUUUUUUUU